AUGUCCGACAGCGAGACCAAGUCCUUCACCCUCCAGACGGCUUCGUUUGACGCCCGGUUCCCCAACCAGAACCAGACCAAGCACUGCUGGCAGAACUACGUCGACUACUACAAGUGCAUCAACGCCAAGGGAGAGGAGUUCACGCCCUGCAAGCAGUUCUUCCGCGCUUACCACUCCCUCUGCCCCAACGAGUGGAUCGCCAAGUGGGACGAGCAGCGAGAGGAGGGCAACUUCCCGCACAGCCUCAACCCCUGA
Pseudozyma flocculosa PF-1 is the source of this 255-nucleotide messenger RNA. RefSeq lists its product as uncharacterized. NCBI's taxonomy places the organism in Eukaryota, Fungi, Basidiomycota, Ustilaginomycetes, Ustilaginales, Ustilaginaceae. Gene Ontology annotation, cellular component: respiratory chain complex IV; mitochondrion. The transcript is spliced from 5 exons. The record is from RefSeq and is a predicted model, not a curated record. Bases 1 to 255 code for a protein of 84 amino acids.